CCCCGCGGCGCCGCGGUUGUCGCCGUGGCAGCGGCGGGCGGGCGGUCGGCAGCGGCCGGGCCGGGUGCCGUGAGGUGACGAGGUCCCCGGAGGAGCUAGCCGCUCCCGUCGGUGCCGCCGCCGUCCCCUCGGUGGCCGGGGCGAUGGCGCAGGCGGCGCUGGGCGCGGCUGGCCUCCACUUCGACGAACUGAACAAGCUGCGGGUGUUAGACCCGGAGGUGUCGCAGCAGACGGCGCAGCUCCGGGAGGAGUGCCGAGCCUUCCUCGAUAAAAUAGUAGAGUUCCAAAAAAUCGUGGGCAGCUUAAUUGAGCUUGUCGAUCAACUGGCAAAAGCUGCUGAAAGCGAGAAGAUGAAGGCCAUCGGGGCACGAAAUUUGCUGAAGUCUAUAGCAAAGCAACGAGAAGCUCAGGAACAGCAACUCCAGGCUUUAAUAGCUGAGAAGAAAAUGCAGCUGGAAAGGUACCGAAUAGAGUAUGAAACUCUCUGCAAAAUUGAGGCAGACCAGAACGAAUUCAUUGACCAAUUCAUUUUCCAGAAAUAAAGCAUUGGAAGAGAAAACCACAAAACAAAAAACAACCAAACUACCUUGGAAACUUGACCAUUCCAGAACCUUGGAAGUUCCAAAAUAUGCAAUUUUUCACUGUGUGUGUGACUGAAGAGAUGGUUUGGAUGAACAGCAGUGUCUGAAUUCAGUAUGCAUGACACUGCAAGUGGCAAUAAGCAGCUGGAAAGACUGUUCCUGUCCUUUUUGGCUUUGUAAUUUGUACACUCAGCAGUUCAGCAUUCACUUCCCAGCUGGAUGGAUGCUGCUGUUGCCAUGCCUGUCGCUUUUGGAACUGUACAGCUCUUUUGGAAAUAAAUUAUUGCUCUCAGACUUUCUGGAUGCACCAGGA
Messenger RNA from Pogoniulus pusillus (Red-fronted tinkerbird), 894 nucleotides. RefSeq names its product intraflagellar transport 20 (gene IFT20). Gene Ontology annotation, biological process: intraciliary transport; centrosome localization; protein localization to cilium. NCBI's taxonomy places the organism in Eukaryota, Metazoa, Chordata, Aves, Piciformes, Lybiidae. The coding region runs from base 144 to 542 and encodes 132 amino acids. The record is from RefSeq and is a predicted model, not a curated record. The transcript is spliced from 4 exons. Gene Ontology annotation, cellular component: centrosome; cilium; Golgi apparatus.